AACCAAGAUGGCUCCCGAGCAACGGGACGCAGACUUCCCUAGAAACGGGUAGUUAACUACAUAAACACUGCAUAAGAAAUGUUGUAGCUUGUAAGCUAGCCUGAUAGCUAGCUAUGUUAGCUACUAUCACUUAUGAAAAUUAAAUGACUUUCAUUAUUAAACGUCUGAUGUACAGGAACUCCGUGUCAUCAAUACAUGUCACCUGAAAGGAAAUCAUGACCCAGAGUGAAAAGCAAAAACCCACCAGUGAUGAAGAAGUCAUCAAGGAAUUGUGCAUUAGCAACGGCAUAUCCUAUGAGAAGGUGUCCCAAGAUGGAAGCAACAUCAGGUCUCUGGAGAUGUUUUUCUCAGGGUAUCCGCGCAUGGUGGGACUGUCCCUGUUCCCCAGGCUAAGCCAGCUGAUAGUGGUGGGCCAGAGUGUGAGCCACAUAGAGGGCCUGGAAUUUUGCCCUCUGCUUCAGGAGCUCUGGGUAGUGGAAUGCCAGCUGACGAACGUCUCUGGACUCCAAACUUGCCGUCAGUUACAGAAGCUGUACAUUUAUGACAAUAAGAUCAGUAAGAUUGAAAACUUGGAAAUGCUGGACAGCCUGGAGGUCUUAUGGAUCAACAGCAACUGCAUUACUCUCAUUGAGGGGCUGGAUACUCUCCUAAAUCUGAGAGAACUGAACCUUGCUGACAACGCUAUUGAAAGAAUUGGACACGGUCUUGAUUGUAACUCUGGGCUUGAAAAUCUAAAUUUAUCAGGAAAUAAAAUCAGCUCCUUUAAGGAGCUCACGCACCUGGCACGUCUUCCCAGCCUGACGUCACUGGGGCUGAAGGACCCGCAGUCCGUCCCCAACCCCGUGUGUCUGCUGUGUAACUACGCCACGCACGUGCUCUACCACAUGCCCGGCCUGCAGAGGCUGGACACCUACUACGUUUCCAACAGGCAGAUAAAGGACACGGCGGAGUCCACUGUGAUGAAGAAGAUGAUGUAUUACAAUAUGCGGGUGAAGUCUGCGCAGAGACAGCUGGCUAAGACACAGGCCAAACUGCUGGAGCACAAGAAGAAACUCAUGAAGCUGCCAGAGGAGCGAAUCAGGGCUUUCAGCUACGCCCUCAAACAGCUGGAAGGCGAGCUGGCAGAGGUGCAGAUGCACAGGAAGUCUGCGCACACCUGGGAGACCGGCCCUUCCUCUCAGGCCGAGGAAGCCAGCGAGUCCGACGCCACGCCCGAUGACAUCACCAGGGACCCCAGGCUGGAGUACAAACUCCACUGCAAACUGGGCGCGGUGAAAGAGAGGCUGAGAGUAUGGAUGCAGAGACUGGAGGAUAUUGAGACCCAUCACCAGCAGAGCCUAACCCUGGCCACAGAGAGGAAGGAGCAGAUGGUGCACUUCCUGUUAAUGGAGCUGGAGACGGUGGGGAACAUCCGCUUCGAGGAGGGCAGCCCCUCUGACCCCUGGUUCAGCUCCUGCUACGACCUCCUCCUGUCGCGCUUCUGCGUCUGGGACUUCAGCGGCCACGGCAUCACCGGGAUCAAGAUCAACGGCAUCAUCCGCAUCCACAACCGCGCGCUGCGGCUGCGCUUCGAGGACAAGCUGCACGUCCUGCUGGCCAGCGAUGAGUCCACCAUUUUCUCGCAAAACUACAAGCGCUGGCUGGAGUACCUGUUCUACGUGUACGACCCGGAGCGUGCCGAUGGGAACGAGUUCCUGCACAUCCCCGAGGAAGGCUUCAGAACGGCGGACGGGUACAAGGCUCUGGGGAGAGAGAGGGCCGUACCGCUGUCCAACAGCCUGAGCGUGUGUGAGAAGCUCAGGAUGGAGUACGCGCUCAAACAGGCGCGGGCCAGGGGGAGGCGCUGUGGUGACUCCCUCCCUUUCAGACACGGCCAGAUCCUGGUGGCCAAGGUGUUCCUGGGACGCAGCACGUCAGCUCGGGAAGGGGUGGAAGUGGACCCCGAAAAGUACUCCAAAGUGCACUCUGUCUUCCGCAGCGCCAGAAAGGACUCAGAAAAGCUCUGCUCUGCUAAACACCACAACAGCUGUGAGUGCAGCCUUCGCCAGUGCCAGUGGUACGUCUUCGACCACGAGCUGGUCCUCCCAGAGUACCUCAUCGACUUUGACUACGUCACUCAGGACAGAAACCAGUGCGGGUUCCUGGAGCAAAAGCCCUCCAGCAACACAGAGGUAUCCGCCCAGUGCUCCCCGGACGCCAGCCUGGACGAGGAGGCCCUCGGCAUGGAGCCCGUCCUCCAGCCCAGGCCCAAGAUGCCGAGCCUGGAUGAGAAGGCCCUGCUGGCAGUGGCCCGGGCCAACGUGCUGAGCCAGAUCACCGUCCUUAAUCUCCAUGGCAACAGCCUGAGCAGGCUGAAGGAGAUCUCGCGCCUCACAGCCCUGCGGCGGCUGACCGUCAGCUUCAACGAGCUCACACAUCUGGACGACAUCUCGCAUAUGCCCAACCUGGAGUUUGUGGAUGCGAGCCACAAUCGCCUGGUGACUCUGGAGGGCCUCCGGGGGCUGGGCCGGCUCAAGCAGCUGGACCUGCGCUGGAACCAGCUCAGCCGGACCAGGGAGGAGACCAGCGUGCUGCGAAAGCAUGCGCCCGCCCUGCUGCGCCUCCACAUCCGGCACAAUCCCUGGCACAAGCCUGGGACGGUGCGGACCACGGUGCUGGGCCGCCUGAAGACGCUGACGCACCUGGACGACCAGCUGGUGACUGAGGAGGAGGCUGCUGCUGCAGUGCAGAUUGCUGCUGACUCCAGAAUUAACCAGGCUGCCCUGUUGGCCCACUCCCGGACCGACCCGGACCGGCCCCGCAGCCUCAGCCUCCUCUCUGCGGCCCAGCUCUUGACCCAGCUCAGCCCAAACCCCUGGGACCUUAGCGGCCUACUGGAACCGGGCUGGACCUCCAAGAUCACUGCCCUCAACCUGGAUGGUCAGAGGCUCUCUCGGCUCACCAACCUGGACAAACUGGUCAACCUGCGCUGGGCGUCGUUCAAUAACAAUGACAUCACCAAGGCAGAGGGGCUGGACAGCUGCCAGCAUCUGGAGGAGCUGUCCCUCAAUGACAACUACAUCUCCAGAAUGGACGGUGUGUCCAAACUGCACCGUCUCACCCGCCUGAGCAUGAACGGGAACCAGCUGACCAGUCUGGACGGGGGAGUCCUGGACCGGCUUCCCAACCUCCACUUCCUGUCUUUGGAGAACAACGGCAUCAGCUCCCUGCAGGGCGUCCAGCGCGCCCGCUCCCUCUUCGAGUUCUACAUCGGCAACAACCGCAUCUCCACCACCAGGGACGUCUAUCACCUGAAGAGCCUGACAAACCUCAUCAUCCUGGAUCUAUAUGGGAAUCCUCUGGUGGAAAAACAGGAAAACUACAGAAUAUACGUGGUGUUCCACCUGCCCUCUCUCAAGGCUUUGGAUGGGGUGGCAGUGGAGACGUCGGAGUGCGAGAACGCCAAGGACGUGUUUGGAGGGCGGCUGACUCUCGACAUGGUGACAGAGAAGCUGGGUCACUCCAACUACUCAGACAUCUCCCAGCUGGACGUGCAGUCCUCCUCUAUCAGGACCGUGGACCUGACCCCUGGAGAUCUGUUCAGCAAUCUACAGCAUGUCAACCUGGAGCGAAACAAUCUCACCUCCUUCAGCGGCCUCGUCUACUUACCCAAAAUCAAGGCGCUGCAUUUGAAUUACAACCACAUUGAGUCCAUCCUGCCCAGACAGAAGGCCCAGGCCCAGGCCCACCUGACCAACAGGCAGAUUCUGUACCAUAAGGUCAUCUCUAGCGGCUACGGGCAGCAGGCCAUGUCCAAGGGCAGCAGGGAUGCGGGCCCUGGAGACAGCCUGGAGCCACUAAUGACAAACCUGGAGGUGCUGCAUUUGAGCCACAAUGGCAUCUCCAACCUGGCCAAUCUGCAGCUCAGCAGGCUGACCAAUCUCAAGGCGCUCUUCCUCCAAGCCAAUGAGAUCACCCAGGUGGAGGGGCUGGAGGGGCUGCUGCAGCUGCGAGAGCUGGCCCUGGACCGCAACCGCAUCAAGGCCCUGGGGGAGACCUCGUUCAGCGGCCAGGGCGUCCUGCUGGAGCUCCACCUGACCGAGAACCGCCUGCGGGAGCUCAGCAACCUGCACCCGCUCGGCCAGCUGCGCAGGCUCUUCCUGGGCGUGAACAAGCUGCAGGAUCUCUCUGAGAUUGACAAGCUGGAGGCCCUCCCCUCUCUCACCGAGCUGUCUGUGGUGGGGAACCCUGUGGCCCGCCGCUCCCAGCACCGGUCCUCUGUGGUGCUGCGGCUCUCCCGGCUGCAGGUGCUGGAUGGCACGGCCGUGACGCUGGAGGAGAGGACCCGCGCAGAGCUGGCCUACGCUGAGACUCAGUGCUCUCUGCCCACUAGCGCCGCCCCGGAGGCCAACGUGCCCUGCCUGCUGCCCUUCAUGCCACGAGGCGUCCCGCUGCGCAGCACCACCAUCGCGCUCCCUCACCUGCUGGGGCAGGACGGACAGCUGCCCUUCGGCCUGGAGGAGGCGCCGCUGAGCGACCCACCCAGACACAAAGCAAACGGGAGGCAGAAGCAAAAUGGCGGGUUCAUCCCCCCGCAGUGCCGCAGUGGCCCGCCAGAAAUGGCCUUCCGACAGCUCCGAGGGGCGGUGGCCCUCCCCACCACAUGCCUCCUUCCCAACGGCCACAGGGUCGUCAUCCCGUACCCCCACCAGCAAGAGCAGGACGGCAGGUGCCAGAGUGCUUCCAAACCGCCAUUGAUGUAGCGCGGUAACCACAGGGCUAGUACCAAAGCGCAAGUCCGAUGGGAGAGGCUGGAGUUGGAUGCCUGGAGCUGAGUCCCCGCUCUGUCUCUUUCAGGCCGUGGGGCCCCACUAUGGGCUGUUACAUAAAGGAGCAUGAGGAGUCAUAGGCCAGUCAUGUUCAUUGUUACACUUUUUGAAUUUUACUUAUUUAUUAAUGUUUAUUUGAUACAUGAAACCUAUGUGGAAGUGGAAGUGCUAUAAAGAAAAUUUUAAGUGAAAAUUC
Anguilla rostrata (American eel) is the source of this 5004-nucleotide messenger RNA. It is a transcript of the gene lrrc9, whose product is annotated as leucine rich repeat containing 9. The coding region runs from base 216 to 4742 and encodes 1508 amino acids. The transcript is spliced from 33 exons. Lineage: Eukaryota; Metazoa; Chordata; Actinopteri; Anguilliformes; Anguillidae. The record is from RefSeq and is a predicted model, not a curated record. Gene Ontology annotation, molecular function: protein binding.